AUGUCGACCGCUCGUUUGCUCCCGGCGCUUUUGGCAAUCCUCGCCCUCUCAUGCCAAGCUGACGCCAGAAAGAUCCAAGAAGUCCCCGCCAAUCCCGCCAAUCCCGCCAACCCCGCCAAUCCCGCCAACCCCGCCAAUCCCGUCGACCCCGCCAAUCCCGCCAACCCCGCCGUCCCCGAAAACCCUGCCAUUAUCACCGAUCCCGUCGCCCCCGCCAUCAGCACCGCCGCCGCGCCGAGCCCAAAAUCGAGUGGCCCCGCCGGCCACAAGGUCAAGGCGCCCAAUCCCAAGGGCAAGGCUCCCGGCGGAAAGGCUGCCCCCGGCGGAAAGUCUGCUCCAGGCGGAAAGGCUGUUCCAGGCGGAAAAGCCGCCUUCGGCGGCGGAAAGCAGGCACCGGGCGGAAAGCAGACGCCAGGCGGAAAGCAGGCGGCAGGCGGAAAGCAGCAGGGCGCAGGCGGCGCAGGCGCAAUCCGCGGACCGAAGGCGCAUCCCGCCCCCAGCCCCGCCGCCAGCCCCAACCCCAGCCCCGCCGCUGGUCCCGCGGUCGCCCCCAGCCCCAGUUCCGCGGAGCACAAGAGGAAGCCGCUGGGGAAGCAGGUGGGGAAGGUGGGGACCGUUCUCCGCGGAUCUUCCGUCAUCACCGCAUCCGGCGGCGACGAGAACGCGACGGGCAACGCGAUCCUGACCGUCUAUAAGAGCGGCGCGAAAAUGAACGUCAGGUAUAUCCUAUCCGUUCGCCGCGUGUCUGCGGCCCAGCUGCCGAUGGGUGCGACGAUUAACAGCGGCGGAAGCGGCGCGACUGGUCCCGUGGUGGUGGAUUUCGCCCGGGAAGGUUGGGUGAACACGACGGGCGUCGUUCGCACGCAGGCUGGCGACGUCGUUCUCGCGUCGUCCGUCGCAGAGAACUCGACGGAGGCGGCUGUCGCCGAAGCCGCGGACGACUAUCUCAGCUAUGCGACGACUGGAGUGUGGGAAGACGUCGCCAACAUUCGCACGGCCUCUGGCGAAGCCCUUUCCACCGUGAUCGAGAGAAUUUUGGCUGACCCGGGCAGCUUUUAUCUGGUUGUGUCAACGCCGAAUUUCAGCGAGGGGGCUGUGCGCGGGCAGCUGCGCAAGGGCACUGGCGCAACUGUGCUUCCGCCCGGCCACCAGCGCCAGUGGGAGCAAAGGGGGAAGAAGAAGGCGGGCAAAGGGGAGAAGGCGCAACCCCCCCGCAACUAG
Messenger RNA from Closterium sp. Naga37s-1, 1221 nucleotides. Lineage: Eukaryota; Viridiplantae; Streptophyta; Zygnematophyceae; Desmidiales; Closteriaceae. The record is from the annotation of a GenBank genome assembly.